AUGACGCUGCCAGAUGGAGGCAGCGAUAAGGUACGCUGCCUGACGCGAUGUGGGUACCCAUCUGUGUGGUCCCAUCUGUUCUGCGAUCCUCAGGAGAUUGCUCGUCUGCUACGGGAGAAGCUGCGCACCGAGCGGGAGGUGUGGGCCAAGAAGGAGGCCAUGUUCGAGCAGGUAGGAGGGAGAGGGAAGGCGGGCCAAUGGCUGCCAACAACCUCCGCUGCCCUGUCUUUCAGGAGCUGUUGCGUGUGUGCCGGGAGAACUCGGAGAUCAACAAGGUAAGAUCAUCGACCUGAACACAUGCCAAUCUGGAUGCCGUCUGGUGUGUGUGCGCAGGAGCUGAGGGCCGCCAAGCAAGACAACAACCAGCUACUCACGAAGCCAGCAGUCAAGGUAAGCGUGAGAGGAGUGACGGCUUCAAUCAUGCAUUUGUGUGUGGGGGUUUGGGUGUCAGACGACAGCGACCCUACCAGAGGGGAGCUGCGUGGCACUUCUCCCUCUACGCCUCCGCCCGUGCCGUCCAUCUAUCCAUCCACCCUGCCAUCCAUCAUGGGAGGGAAGGCGGGCGGCAAGAAGAAACAGAUGCGCGACAAGGCCGCCAAGAAGGUAAGCGAGGGAGGAAGAUAUGGGCGGGAGGCAGGGAGGGAGGCUGAUUCACAUUGGAGCGGACGCCUGUGUGUGGCUCCUGUUGGCAUGCCUUUUUUCAGGCCGUAAGCUCCGACGCACCGUCAACGUCCAGCACCGCAAGUACCGCUAGCGCCAUCGAGGUGCGCGAAUCAUGGGCUCCCCUGACGGCUUGUUGGGUACUCAUUCGAAUGUUCCCAUGUGUGCUGCGACUCUCAGGAGUUGAUCCGUCUGCUCAAGGACAAGCUGCGCACCGAGCGGGAGGAGUGGGCCAAGAAGGAGUAG
Messenger RNA from Vitrella brassicaformis, 906 nucleotides. NCBI's taxonomy places the organism in Eukaryota, Vitrellaceae. The record is from the annotation of a GenBank genome assembly.